UCCCUCGACGUUUGCCAUCGCGUCUCAACGAAAUUUUGAGAUGAAAAAUCGAAGCGAAGAUGGAUCCAGUAUGAUUGGUGUUUAUCGACGAUCAGAUGGAUCAAGCAGCAUUCUUUCAUUUAAUGGAUCAGACAUUAGUCGUCAAAGUACAGAUCAAACUAAGCAAGGUCAUCAGAGUUUAGUAGAGUGGUUAAAUGAGACACUUCCUUAUUUGAAUUUACCAUGGGAGGCUUCAGAAGAAGAAUUGAGAGCAUGUUUGAUGGAUGGUACUGUCUUGUGCAAUCUCUUAAACCAGCUUAGUCCCGGUUCAAUGCGAAUGGGAGGUAGCUUUGAGCCUGGUUGUGUAAAUAUUGAGAGGUUUUUGGCAGCUAUGGAUGAAAUGGCACUGCCAAGAUUUGAGGUUUCAGACUUAGAACAGGGCGAUAUGAUACCAGUUUUACAGUCUCUUAAGGCGCUUAAAGCAAGCUUCUCUGAUGAUAAGAAUACACUUUUUGCAAGAAGAAGAUGGAGUUUGCCUGAGGAUCAUUCAAAGGGAGUUGAUACUAACUUUAAUGAUGCAUCACAGUUUAAGGAAGCAUCUGAUCAGAUCAAUAAAUCUCAUGCUCAAAUUUCAGACUUACUAAAAUCAAAUAGUUUACAAAAUACUUCUACCAGGUCGUUGUUCGAUAUGCUCGAUAAGCUUCUUGAUGAGAGCCCACAGAAGAUGAAUGUAACUCAUGCUUUUGCAUCUAUUUUGAGAGGCAUUGUGCAAGUUGUGGAGCAACGGAUCUCAAAUCAAGCUGAAAAUUUAAAGAACCAAAAUAUACUCUUUAGGGUCCGUGAGGAAAAAUAUAGAUCAAGAAUAAAUGUAUUAGAAACUUUGGCAUCUGGUACAUCAGAUAAGAAUGAGGUACUUAUUAUCAAUUUCAUGCAUCUAAUGUCAGAGGAUCAAGAUGUCAUGCAGCUGAAAAAGCAAAAACAACGUAGUGACGCUGAAGUUUCUAACUUGAAGCGAGAACUUGAAAAUGUGAUAGAGACACAAGAAAAACAGUUUUUGGAACUAAAACUAAAUGCUCAAAAAGCUAGAGUUGAGUUGGAGAAACAAUUGAAGGAUUCAGAGUUACGUGUAGUAGAAGCAAAAGAACUUGAGAAGUUAUGUGAAACAGAAACUAAAAGAUGGGAGAAGAAAGAGGAAACAUACAAGAGCUUUAUAAACUACCAGACAGAGGCUUUGCAGGAGUUGAAAGCUACUUCUAUGUCUUUAAAACGUGAAGUUCUAAAGACAGGAGAGAACUACUUCCAGGAUCUAAAUUACUAUGGUGUAAAGCUCAGAGGAGUGGCUCAUGCAGCAAAAAAUUACCAGUUAGUCGUUGAAGAGAAUAGAAGACUUUACAAUGAAGUACAAGAAUUAAAAGGAAAUAUCAGAGUGUAUUGUCGGAUAAGACCAUUCCUACAAGGGCAAAACAAGAAACAAACGUCAAUACAGUACACAGGUGAGAAUGGUGAACUUGUAGUUGCAAGUCCCUUAAAGCAAGGCAAAGAUACACAUCGGUUGUUUAAAUUCAACAAAGUCUUUGGCCCUGCAUCAACUCAAGAAGAAGUUUUCUUAGAUACUCGACCUUUGAUCCGAUCCAUUCUUGAUGGCUACAAUGUGUGUAUAUUUGCUUAUGGUCAGACAGGUUCUGGAAAGACUUAUACAAUGAGUGGACCAAGCAUAACUUCAGAAGAAGAUUGGGGAGUUAACUACCGAGCUUUGAAUGACUUGUUCCACUUAACUCAAAGUAGACAAAACUCAGUGGAAUAUGAAGUUGGUGUUCAAAUGGUUGAGAUUUACAAUGAGCAAGUUCGUGACUUGCUUUCUCAAGAUGGUCCAAACAAAAGACUUGAGAUUUGGAAUACUACUUUACCAAAUGGCCUAGCAGUUCCUGAUGCAAGCAUGCAUUCUGUAAAUUCAACUGAAGAUGUUCUUGAACUGAUGAAUGUUGGGUUGAUGAAUAGAGCUGUUAGUUCCACAACCCUUAAUGAAAAGAGCAGUAGAUCACACAGUGUUGUCUCUGUUCAUGUACGCGGUGUUGAUGUCAAAACCGAAUCCGUCUUUCGUGGAAGUUUACAUUUGGUUGAUCUUGCUGGAAGUGAGAGAGUUGGUCGCUCUGAAGUAACCGGAGAUAGACUUAAAGAAGCUCUACAUAUAAACAAAUCACUGUCUGCUCUUGGAGAUGUUAUAUUCGCUCUAGCACAUAAGAAUCCUCAUGUACCUUAUAGAAACAGCAAGCUAACACAAGUCCUCCAGAAUUCUUUAGGAGGACAAGCAAAAACUCUUAUGUUUGUGCAGAUCAAUCCUGAUGAAGAUUCAUAUGCUGAGACUGUAAGUACUUUGAAAUUCGCGGAAAGAGUCUCUGGUGUCGAGUUAGGUGCAGCUAGAAGCUAUAAGGAGGGACGAGAUGUUAGACAACUCAUGGAACAGGUAUCAAACUUGAAAGAUAUGAUAGCCAAGAAAGACGAAGAACUUUUGAAGUUUCAAAGUAUGGGAAUGCCAAAACGUGGAUUAAGCAAACUAAGAAUUGGCUCUCCUCCUAGAAGACAUUCUUUAGGAGGAGAUUUAACAAAUUCUCCAAGAAAAAGACAAGGAUCUGGUUUACUUGGCAGAACAACUUCAGAUUCAGCAGAUGAACGACGACAUCAGAAUGAACCCCGAUCACCGUCUAAGUUAUCUGGUGGGGCUAAAGACAGUAAUAUAAUUGAGGAUAUUGAACUAUUAGGCAUUGAAGAUUCAGAUAAUGAGGAAAGAUUGAGUGAUAUCUCUGAUAGUUGUCUUUCAAUGGGAACAGAAACUGAUGGCUCGAUUGGUAGUGGUGCGAUGGAGUUGGCUCUCUUCCCUGAAACCUCAAGUCCUACUAAAAUUUCUGAACAAAUUGAACAUAAUGACAAAUCAGCUAAUGUUGGAUCAUCAAAGCCGCUGAAGCAUACACCAAAACCAGACCAAACCAGACCUUCUCGUUUGUCGAUUUCCAACACCUCGUCUAAGGCUUUAACAAGUUCUAAAAGACCGAUCACCGGCUCAUCGUCAGCAAAACCUCUUAACAGAAAGAAAUGAACAAUAUUUUUUCAAUGACAUUACGC
Messenger RNA from Capsella rubella, 3099 nucleotides. Its product is annotated as kinesin-like protein KIN-14K. The transcript is spliced from 20 exons. The record is from RefSeq and is a predicted model, not a curated record. Bases 41 to 3073 code for a protein of 1010 amino acids. Gene Ontology annotation, molecular function: microtubule binding; microtubule motor activity; ATP binding. Gene Ontology annotation, biological process: microtubule-based movement. NCBI's taxonomy places the organism in Eukaryota, Viridiplantae, Streptophyta, Magnoliopsida, Brassicales, Brassicaceae.